AUGCAAAUGCAAGACUGGGCCCGUGCUUUCCCUCGGCCCCGACACUCUCGUGUGAUGAAGCCGAGGAGUGCUGGCAAUAGCCCAUCUAGGAGAAGGACUACGGUUGCUCAGAGUGGGAUGCAGGGAAUUCCCAAUCAGUACCAAUCAUCGCUUGAAGCUGCUCUUCUGGCGUCUGCCGCUCGGAACCCUCGCCCAAUCAGUUGGCACCCAUCUUCAGCCAGGACCAGAGGCCUUUCCCAUUCGACAUACUUUCCCGACUACACCCAAGAGAGCUAUACCGACAUGAGCACCAUGCCUAACCAGUCUCUUGACAUGAAUGCUCUUUCUGUUUAUGGCAGUGAGAGCAUGCUUUCAUAUCCUAUGUCUGCCGACGCUACACUCUCACCGGAUAGUUACAUUCCCUUCUACCUUGACACCAACGACGCCAUACCCCUUCAACAAACCAUGCCCAACUCGCAGGCCGAGUCAAUGGCAUGGGAUACCGUUUCCAACCCCGUCGAUAUGUCUACCAUGCAAACAACUUCUGAUGGAUGGUCACUCGACAUGCUGUCCAUGGCCAACAUUCCCCCACCGGAAACCACAUGUCCCAGCUACGCCAGCGUGCCUUCCCCUGGAGAGCUCAGCGGCCCAUCGACUCCGGACUUCCUCCCCAUUCAGCAGUUUGACUCGCCUGCAUCAAUCCAAGAAAAGAAGCAGGGCAAGCCGGAGGAGGAGUUAGUUGGAAUGGGACUGUACAGUCAACCGGAUGGCUCAAUGAGCCAGUCACAGCAGGGUAUUCUGGGCAAGGGACUGAAGCUGGAGGAAACAUUCUCGCCAUCUGACGACGAAAAAGAUGAAGAUGACGACGAGAUCGAUGUGGAGCCUGUUCCUCAACAGAGUAUGCCACAACAACCGACACCAGUGCCACAGCACAACGUUUCCCAGACCAGGCAGUACGCUCAACCAGCACUGAACCUCCUUCACAAGUCAUUUUUUUUCGAUCACGACGACAUGGAUCAGCAAACAAUGCCUUCAGCACCCUUCGCUAGCCUGAACCAAUCGUGCAUGAGCUACGGAUAUGGGUGGAUCUGA
This is a messenger RNA of Penicillium longicatenatum, 1071 nucleotides long. RefSeq lists its product as uncharacterized. The record is from RefSeq and is a predicted model, not a curated record. The coding region runs from base 1 to 1071 and encodes 356 amino acids. Lineage: Eukaryota; Fungi; Ascomycota; Eurotiomycetes; Eurotiales; Aspergillaceae. The transcript has a single exon.